CCACCUUGCCAUCUCCGCUCCGCAGGUUUCCCUGUUUGGGAGGCCCCCUCGUCAGGCCCGUCAUCAACCGUUGGACGCCCUGGACGUGGUCGGCUCGAUCGAGAUGGUUGGAGCGGCGCGCUCCAGCCAAAUACGCACCGAACCUUAGCUUCAUUUCCUCCACGCCUCUCCGGUGCCGAUGGCCAAUCUCGCCUCCGUGUGUAUUGCGUUUUUAUCGCUGUGGGGUGCAGCUGGGGUCCAGGCUCUGGGGGUCCACGAGGCGCUCGCCUCGUCGAGGAAGCCCAGGAAGAAUGGCACCACGGACGCCCGCCUCGGCGCGAACCUGACGCUGCUGAUGGACUCGUGCCAAUACAUCGAGGUCCCUGCAGGGUCAGCCGGUUAUGUCCAUUUGCCUUAUGCCAGUGGGAUUCGAUCGCUGUCGAUGUGGUUCGCACCGUACAAGGACUUGGGAUAUUCGUGGGAGUACAUCGUGGACGCGCGUACUGGUCUCGGGUCUGGAUGGUUUUCUUUCCUAAAUUCGAUGACAUCGAUUCACAAGGGUACUAAUUGGCGUGACACUAUAUAUGUCAAUGGGGUGGCUACUACCACUUCGGGACUGAUAUCUGCUAUCACUUCUGCCUCAUACACGUCUGCCCCGUGGGUUCACUUGUACAUCGCUGCAGAUACCACUUUCGGUGACGAUAUAUUGCUGUUCUCGCGGUACACUGGCAAUGAAGGCAUGCCUGGGAAAAUCUACUCCGUGCAGUUGUGGCCAUCUGAGUUGUCAGCGGCUGACAUCUCGAACACGAUGCACGGAAUGGCGGCAUCGGUGACGCCCGUGGCCUCCUACUCGGCCGCAGACAUGACUGCCUUCAAGCACGGGCACGCGACCCUCGUGUCGGCAAGCCUCGAGCCAUACUGCCCGCCUUCGUAUGCGGCUGCGCCGACGACUGCCCCGACUGCCUUCCCGACGGCCUUCCCAACGCCCUUCCCGUCGGCUUUCCCGACGCCCUUCCCGACGGCCUUCCCGACGGGCUUCCCGACGCCCUUCCCGACGGCCUUCCCGACGCCCUUCCCGACGGGAUUCCCGUCGGCUUUCCCGACGCCCUUCCCGACGGCCUUCCCGACGGGCUUCCCGACGCCCUUCCCGACUGCCUUCCCGACGGCUUCCCCGACGCCCUUCCCGACCGAUACCCCGACGGCCCAUCAUGAUCCGUGCGCGGAGUACGCCGGGGAGUACGAGGUGUGGUACCAGGGCGCGAGGCGAGACACAAACAUGAUCAUUGUCUGCGACUGCUCUGCGACCCAACCAGGGAUCUCCGAUCUUCUCGGACUGGCUCCGCUUCGACGACGUGCCGGGGGUCAACCGGCCAGCCUCCCGGUGCACGGGGUCGGCGUAUAUUUCGAUCCAGUGACGCUCAUUCCUUGGGCGAUGUACAUCUUGGAGAGCCACGGGGAGGGCAAAUACGAGUGCCUGGGGAGCAGCGGUUCUACGAUCUCAGGCAACCAUUACACUGCUCCGAACCAGUACUGGGGCAGCGUCGAGUACCGGCUCAUGACUUCCGCCGUCUGUGCCACCUCGGCGCCAACGCCUGCCGUCGUCGUUCCCACGAGCGGCGCCAUGGGCACCGUCGCCGCCACUGGCGAUCCGCAUUUGCAGAACAUCCAUGGUGAGCGGUUCGACCUGAUGAUGCCAGGCAGGCACACCCUGAUACACAUCCCACGGAAGGCAAGCCUCGAGAACGCGCUGCUCCAUGUGGAGGCAGAGGCGCAGCGGCUGGGUGGACAGUGUGCCGACAUGUACUUCCAGGAGCUGAACAUCACGGGCUCGUGGGCGGAGGCGAGGCAGGCGGGCGGCUUCCGCUUCCGUGCCGCUCCGGGUGCCGGCGGCGAGCGCUCGCGCUGGCUCCGCCUCGGCGACGUGCAGCUGAAGGUCUCCUUCGACGCCGCCGUCGUCGUCGUGGUCGUGGUCGUGAUCGUGGCUGUCGUCCCCGUCGUCGUCGAAGGUCGCACACGGGCACACGCGGCAGGGCGCCAGAUACUUGAACUUCUACGUCAGGAACCUCGGACACACCAGGCACGCCGUCGGCGGCCUGCUCGGCGAGGACGACCACUCGAAGGAGGAGGCGCCCAUGGACGGCUGCGCGCAUCGGAUGGCCCUCUAGGCCUGGAGUGCGGCGAUGGCGGCAGUCUUCCUGCGCGACGAGGACGUCCACAUCCUCUGGGCAUGGAUACGGGGCCGCGAUUUCAGGACCGCGCCCCGUGAGAGACCCUCGCGCCGAGGUGCUUGCGGACCGCAGAUGUCGACCCGAGGUCGCGGCCGCGCUUCGUCCUGCGCGCUCAGUGUCGCGGCCGCGCUUCUUCCUGCGCGCUCACAGUCAUUUCUGCUGCGGUCAAUUGAGAAACACUGGCCCUCUGGG
Messenger RNA from Prorocentrum cordatum, 2399 nucleotides. NCBI's taxonomy places the organism in Eukaryota, Dinophyceae, Prorocentrales, Prorocentraceae. The record is from the annotation of a GenBank genome assembly.